Messenger RNA from Pipistrellus nathusii (Nathusius's pipistrelle), 1224 nucleotides. Lineage: Eukaryota; Metazoa; Chordata; Mammalia; Chiroptera; Vespertilionidae. The record is from the annotation of a GenBank genome assembly.
AUGGAACUUCAAAGACAGAAUUUAAAGACAACAUCGUCAUUUUCUUUAGGACAAUUUCACAUUUCUGAAGACUGUGGUUUUCUUCUUCCAAAACCUCUGAAAGAACUUCCAGAUCAUUAUAGGCCCUGGAUGAAAAUUGCCAGCAAACUUUCUGACUUGAUUGAGAGUCACCAGCUUCGAGCUCACGUGAACGAGAUGCCCCUCCUGAACUGCCAGUUUCUCAAGAGUUACAGGGAACAGCGCCUGGCUCACCUGGUCCUGAGCUUAAUUACCAUGGGCUAUGUCUGGCAGGAAGGAGAGGCACAGCCUGCAGAGGUUCUGCCAAGAAACCUUGCCCUUCCCUUUGUGGAAGUCUCCAGGGACUUGGGGCUCCCACCUAUUCUGGUCCAUGCAGAUUUGGUGUUGACAAAUUGGACUACAAGGAAUUCUGAAAGGCCCCUGGACAUCAGGAACUUGGACACCAUUUUCUCAUUGCCUGGGGGAGAAAGCCUGCGUGGUUUUAUACUGGUGACUGUUUUGGUAGAGAAAGCAGCCGUACCUGGGAUUAAGGCACUUGUUGAAGCAAUGAAUGCCAUGCUGCAGUCCAGCCAGGACUCCCUGCUGCAAGCCCUGCAGCGGCUGACACUCUCCAUUCAGGACAUCACCAGAACCUUAGGACAAAUGCACGAUUAUGUAGAUCCAGACAUAUUUUAUGCAGUCAUCCGGAUCUUUCUCUCUGGAUGGAAAGAUAACCCAGCAUUGCCUGUGGGAUUGAUAUAUGAAGGAGCCUCCACGAAGCCCCUGAAAUACUCUGGAGGGAGUGCAGCUCAGAGCACAGUGCUUCAUGCCUUUGAUGAGUUCUUGGGCAUUCGCCAUAGCAAGGAAAGUGGUGACUUUCUGCUCAACAUGAGGGACUACAUGCCACCUUCUCAUAAAGCCUUCAUAGAAGCCAUCCAGUCAGCUCCUUCACUGAGGGACCAUGUUCUAUCCUCCGAGAAUGGCCCACUCCUGACAGCCUAUAACCAGUGUGUGCAGGCCCUGGCAGACCUGCGCAGCUAUCACAUAACCAUGGUGACCAAAUACAUUAUCACAUCUGCAGCCAAAGCAAAAGGCAGGAAGCUAAGCCAUCUCCCAGGGCCACCUCAGGCCUUAGAAGACAGGGGCACAGGAGGAACCACAGUUCUGAGCUUUCUAAAGAGUGUCAGAAAUAAGACUUUAGAGGGAAUCCUCCCCCAAAGUGGGUAA